AUGGGAGAUCCCACCGCCUCACUCGACAUCACCCCCAUCCCCUCCUUCUGCCGCAAGAAAAGCUUCAGGACAACAUACCAAGACAUCGACAACGCUAUUCGUCGCGACGAUGAGUCGUACCUUCGUAGGCACCUUGAAGAGCUCGCGCAGAAGAAAGCAGAGACCUUGCGGCGUUUGCAGAAGCUCGAGGAACAAUACUACGCCGUGAAUCUAUCCGGGGACCCCCUCCUCAGUGUCCUCAUCUCCUAUGAGAAGACAGAGAUGGCCCAGAAGUUGCUUAAAUACAUGGAUGAGGAGAGCCUUCUAGAAGCCAAUCUGCAAGGCAACACCGCCCUGCAUGUCGCAGCGGCCGUCGGCGAUAAGGUGAUGGAAAUUGCCGACAAGCUCAUCGCUAAGAAUAAGUUGCUGCUCAAUACGGGGAAUGAGAACAAUGAGACGCCGCUCCUGAGAGCUGCGUUGUAUGGGCAAGAAAAAAUGUUUUGGAUGCUCUACGACCGCAGCGAUGAUAACGCGAUUAUAGAAUUUAAAAGGAUGGAUGGAGCCAACGUUUUGCAUUGCGCGAUCAUGGGCAACGCUCCCCGACUGGCAUUGGAUAUAGCUGAGAAAUUUCCACAUCUAAGAACAAGGAGAAACACAGCUGCUGUUACUCCCCUGCAACUUAUGGUGACAAUUCCAGGAGCAUUCAAGAGUGAAAUGGAAUUUGGACUGUUGGAAUCCUUCGUCUAUAAGUGUAUCCCUCUUUAUGAUGAUGGAGAGCGGGCUGCGUCCUUCGCUAUCAAAGAUGAUUAUGACCCAGGCCUGGCGAUUGAUGGCGUGCAGCCUAUAAUUGAAAACCAACACGACGAGGAGAACCCACAGCUUCAAAGGACAAAAAGCUUUCCUCCCAAUUACGCCAAAAUGCUUAACCUGUUAAAAUUGACUAAAAUUCCAGGCAAGAACCGGAUGGGCGAUACUGCAUAUUUUCAGGAUCUUAAAGCAAUGUGA
Messenger RNA from Dendrobium catenatum, 984 nucleotides. Its product is annotated as ankyrin repeat-containing protein NPR4-like. The record is from RefSeq and is a predicted model, not a curated record. The transcript is spliced from 5 exons. Gene Ontology annotation, molecular function: protein binding. NCBI's taxonomy places the organism in Eukaryota, Viridiplantae, Streptophyta, Magnoliopsida, Asparagales, Orchidaceae. Bases 1 to 984 code for a protein of 327 amino acids.